AUGUCAUUCCCAAAAGCCCAGCCGGACUGGAACAACCUCCAGGUUCUCCAUAGGAACAAGCUCUCCCCGCGAGCACAUUUCUAUUCAUAUGCGAGUGAGGAGAGGGCUCUAUCAUUUGACCGUGAGCAGAGCGAAUACAAGUCUCUUAACGGGACUUGGAAAUUCCAUCACGAUGCCUCGCCCUUUGAGGCUCCGGACUGGGAAGAAGCCGAGCCCUUGUCUUGGGAUGACAUCAAAGUCCCCGGUCUGUGGCAGCUUCAGGGUUAUGGGCGACCGUUGUACUCAAAUGUCAACUAUCCGUUCCAUGUUAAUCCUCCAAAUGUCCCCUACCUAAAUGAGACCGGCUCUUACUGGCGAACCUUCACUGUUCCUGGCGAAUGGGAUGGCCAACAGAUUCGCCUGCGCUUCGAAGGUGUCGACAGUGCAUUCCACCUCUGGGUCAAUGGACGCGAUGUGGGAUAUAGCCAGGGGAGCAGAAAUCCCAGCGAGUUUGACAUUACUUCGUUUCUACAGCCAUCUGGCCAAGCCAACACUAUUGCCGUGCGGGUGUAUGAAUUUUGCGAUGGAUCGUACAUUGAGCGACAGGACCAAUGGCUGUUGUCGGGUAUCUUCCGAGAUGUUUACUUGGUUCCUUUCCCAAAGGACGCCAUCGUUGACUUUUCUGCAACCCCUGAGCUUGACGACGCCUUUUCUUCAGCUACCCUCAGCACCAAGGCAUCUAUUCAGGGCGAUGAUGGUGAUCUCAGAGUUAAAUUAUUCGCCCCCGAUGGCUCUCUUGUCAAGGAAGACUCGAUUUCCUCGUCGGAGACUAGUAUCAUUACCCUUUCCGGGGAUGCGCUGAAACUCUGGUCGGCUGAGGAUCCUGUUCUCUAUACUGUCCUCCUGACCUUUGCUGGGCGUACGAUUGGCCAACGAAUCGGUUUCCGUCGCAUUGAGCGCAAGGACCCGAAUUUCUUCAUCAACGGUAAACCGAUCAUUUUCUACGGCAUGAAUCGUCAUGAGCAUCAUCAGCUCUACGGACGUGCAGUCCCGUACGAGUGUAUGAGGGCAGAUUUAGUUCUCAUGAAGCAACACAACAUAAAUGCCCUCCGCUGUUCGCACCAACCGAACGAUCCCCGCCUAUAUGAGGUCUGCGACGAGCUUGGUCUCUAUGUCAUCGCUGAGGCAGACCUUGAAACGCAUGGAUUUCAUCCGGUCGAGAGAUCCAACAUCAAGGAUCAGAACCUCAAAACUCGCGUUGAGAUCCAAGAAGAAUCUUACAAAUUGGCUGCAAAAUGGACUUCGGACAAUUUGGAGUGGCGCGAGGCAUAUCUUGACCGGGCUGUUCAAUUGGUGCAGCGUUUCAAAAAUUAUCCCUGCAUUGUGUUUUGGUCCCUAGGUAACGAGGCAUUCUACGGCCAAAACCAUGCGGCAAUGUACAAAUGGAUCAAGGAGAACGACCCGACCAGGCUAGUUCACUAUGAGGGAGAUCGUGAGGCCCUGAGCGCCGACAUGUAUAGCGUCAUGUACGCCAGCCUGGAUGGCAUGAAGAAGCACAUCACCGAGAAGCCAGACCGACCACUGAUCCAGUGCGAGUUUGGCCAUGCCAUGGGCAACGGUCCCGGCGGCCUGUCUGAAUAUAUCCAGGCUUUCAGAACCGAAAAGCUUCUCCAAGGUGGUUUCAUCUGGGAAUGGUGCAACCAUGGACUAAGAACGCGCGAUGGCAAAAUUUUCUACAACGCCUAUGGCGGUGACUUUGGCGAUGAGCCCAAUGAUGCUGAUUUUGUCAUGGACGGUAUGACUUGGACCGACCAUACCCCAAAUCCAGGCUUGGUUGAGUACAAAAAGGUAAUCGAACCUGUUACGGUCACAAAGAAUGGCGAUCAAUUGGUAGUGAGAAAUCACUAUGAAUUCAUUGACCUCAGCCACCUCGACGUAACUUGGCAUCUGGUCCAGGAAACCGGGAAUACCGAGGCUCAGCCAUUUGAGCUACCCCAAAUAAAGGGGGGAGAAUCAGUUACUGUCGGCUUCCCCAGCGGUGUUAGUCUAGGUACAGAUUCGACCUGGUUCGCACUCAAUUUCCGCCUCAAGGCUGAUACGAAAUGGGCGAAGAAAGGGCAUGAGGUGGCCUGGAGUCAGAUCCCUCUAUUCGAAGACCAGCAACUAACAUUGCCCUCGGUUCCGUCGGAGUCAGCUUCACUGUUUAGCAUUCGCGAGAAGGGCGCCCGUCUAUUCAUCACCUCCCCAUCUUUCAAAUCUCACCUCACCUUUGACUUGAUCCGAGGCAACCUACAAUGGUCAAACAACAAAGGAAAGAUCCUGACCAAGGGCCCAGAAUUGGGUUUGUACCGAGCAUUGACCCAGAAUGACGUCGGUGAGAGCGGUGAUGCACCCGUCUGGCAACAAUUUCGCGUCGGCAGCGCUAAGAUGCAUGUUCGUUCUGCUACAUGGAAAGUGGAAAAUGGAAAGGUCAUCAUCGUUAGCCAGGUUCGAGUCCAACCUACCGUAUUGGAAUGGGCAUGCAAUGCUACAAUGACAUACACGAUAAGUGAGGGAUCGGUCCAUCUCCACACCCAGGGAAGCUUCUCUGGGACCUAUCCUAAAAUCAUGCCGCGCGUCGGUCUUACUCUUUCGUUGCCCAAGUAUUAUAAUGCAGCAGAAUGGUUCGGCCGUGGACCGGGUGAAUCUUAUUUGGACAAGAAGGCUUCGGCCCGCUUUGGCCGGUGGAAUUCGUCGAUCGACGAGCUCAAUACCGCCUAUGAGUGGCCACAAGAAAAUGGCAAUCGCGCUGAUACCCGGUGGUUGCGUGUCAAAUCUGCCACACCCGGCGAGCAUGGCGGUGCCACAAUCGAAGCGAGGAUGGAGACUCCUUUCCACUUCUCUCUGCGGAAGCAUGCGACCGACGACUUGGACAAGUCGAGACACCCGCAUGAGUUGACGGAGCUUGAUGAAACGGUCCUCAAUCUGGAUCACUUGCAGCAUGGUCUCGGGACAGGCAGCUGCGGUCCAGGCCCAUGGGAACAGUACCAGCUCAAGACCGGGCCAUUUGAGUUCACUACUGUACUUACCGUCAUUGAACAUUAG
Molecule: messenger RNA, 3063 nt
Organism: Clonostachys rhizophaga
Lineage: Eukaryota; Fungi; Ascomycota; Sordariomycetes; Hypocreales; Bionectriaceae
Source: the annotation of a GenBank genome assembly